AUGGGAGUACCCACCUUUUACAGAUGGCUAGUUACAAGGUAUCCAAAAAUAGCCAAAGCAGUUUAUGAGACCAGAGAUAGUGAUGUAUAUUCAAGAAGAACAAAAUUUGAUGAGAAUGGAGAAUAUUUUAAAGUCCACGAUUUAAAUGAUUAUGUUAAUAAUACAGAUGAAUUACAUUGUUCAGAUAAUAUCAAUGGAUAUUUUGAUAAUAUGUAUUUAGAUAUGAAUGGAAUUAUUCAUUUAUGUUCUCAUAGUGAUAAUAGUAAAAGAGCAAAAAGUAAUGAAGAAAUAUUUCUGAAUGUUUUUUUAUAUGUUGAAAGAUUAUUUGAUAUUGUUGAACCAAAGAAACUUCUUUAUAUGGCCAUUGAUGGUGUUGCACCUAAAGCAAAAAUGAAUCAACAAAGAAGUAGAAGAUUUAAAUCUAUAUCAUGUUCAGAAAUAGAAAAGAGAGCAUAUUUAGAAUUAAAAGAACGAUUUAUAGCUGAAAAUAAAAUGGUACCUGAAGAAACAACCUAUUGGGAUAGUAAUGUUAUAACUCCAGGUACUGAAUUUAUGCAUGAGUUAUCUGUUGCUUUAAAAUAUUUUAUUGAACACAAAAUUACAAAUGAUGAAAAAUGGAAAAAUGUUGUUGUUAUUUUUUCUGAUUCUAAUGUAUGUGGUGAAGGAGAACAUAAAAUAUUUAAUUUUAUCAAAUCACAAAGAGCACAACCAGGUUAUGAUCCAAAUACUAGACAUAUAAUACACGGUAUGGAUGCUGAUUUAAUUAUGCUUUCCUUAGCUAGUCAUGAACCAUAUUUUUAUAUAUUAAGAGAAAUUAUAGAUUUAGAUCCAAAAUCUGAUGAAAAAGAAAAACCAAAAAAAAAAGAUUAUGUAGGUAUGCUUAAAAGUUAUGAUGAUUUGCAUUUCUGUACUAGAUAUGUUAAAACGGAAAAAAAAUUGUAUAAUAAAUAUAAUGAUCCAAAUUAUGCUAAUGUUACUAUUAGUAAGAAUUCAUCACUGAAUUAUGAAUAUUGGAAUGAAUUACAAAUUCUUGAUCUAACCAUAUUAAGAGAAUAUUUAUGGAAAGAUCUAUUUUUUGAUACAAGUUUUAAUAUGGAAAGAUGUAUAGAUGAUUUUAUAUUUAUUUGUUUUUUUUGUGGAAAUGAUUUCUUACCUCAUCUACCAUCCAUUUCUAUAGCAGGAGGGAGUAUAGAUCAAUUAAUAUUAUUAUAUCAAAAGGUCUUACCAACAUUAGGAGAUUAUUUAAUUAAUGAAGGUUCUAUUAAUUUAAAAUCUUUUACAAAAUAUAUAUCUUUCAUAGCUGAGGUGGAGAGAGAAACAUUUGUUUCGCAAUAUGAUUUUAAGAAGAAAAGAGAAAAAAGAGAAUUACAACAAAAGGAUGCAUUAAAAAGACCAAAAUGUGUAGAUGAUCCAACAGAUCAAGUAGUACAGUAUUUAGAUAAAUCAGAUGUAAACAACAAGACAAAUAAUGCUCAACAAAGAGAAAUUCAUACUAAUAAAGCAGCUAAUACUAUGAUAGCCAAUAAAUCGGAAAAUAUAACAACUCCUGCGGCUAAUAUUGUUUCGAAAAAAAUGUUAUAUGAAAGUAAAAUUCAAAGCAUGCAACCUAUGAGAAAUAUUAAAUAUAAAGAUAAGAAAGGUGAAAAAAGUAUUAAUUUUUUAGUUCGUCCUGUAUCAAAUAUUGAGAAACCUAUAAAUAAUGAACAAGAGGAAGUUCAAUCAUUGAAUAGUGAUAUGUUACAAAAAAGUGAAACACUACCUAAUAAUGAUAUAUUACAAGAUAGUGAUACCCUACAAAAUAAUAACAAUAAUAAUAAUAAUGAUGAUAAUAAUAAUAAUGAUAAUAGUUUAUUUUCUAAUAAUGAUGCUUGUUCUAACAAUGACACAUUUUCUAAUACUGAGGUAUUACCAAAAGAUUCUUAUGAUGAAAAUAAAAAAAUGGAUGAUAUUAACGAAUUCAAUUUAUUAUUAAAAGAAGCUAUUAAAAAAGCUAACGAAUGUGAAAAUCCCAAAGAAGAUGUAGAAUUAGGAGGAGAUGAAAAUCCAGAUAUUAUAAGAAUGAAAUAUUAUAAAUCUAAAUUUCAUUUAGAUGAUAAUGAUUCUAUAGAAGAUUUUAUUAAAGAUGUUGUUUAUAAAUAUGUUGAAGGAUUAGCUUGGGUUCUAGCAUAUUAUUUUCAAUCAUGUCCUAUGUGGCAUUGGUAUUAUCCAUAUUAUUAUGCACCAUUGUCAUCAGAUUUAAUUGUUGAUAAUAUAACUUUCAAUUUUGAAAAAGAUGAACCAUUAUUACCAUUCGAACAAUUGUUAUGUGUCUUACCAGCCAAUUCAAGCCAUUGCUUACCAAAAAUGUAUAAACAAUUAAUGCUACAUAAAGAUUCACCAAUUAUUGAUUUUUAUCCUCAUACAUUUAAAGAAGAAGAAAAUGGGAAAAAAUUUAAAUACCAGUGGAUUAUAUUACUUCCAUUUGUAGAUAAGGACAGAAUUAUUAAACACGCAAGACCUUUACAUGAUACAUUAAAUAGUGAUGAAAAAAAAAGAAAUAGAAGAGGUCUUAAUAAAAUAUAUGUUAGUUCAAAUCACCCCUUAUCCAAAACAAUAGCAAAAUCUAUUAAAAAUUAUUUAAAAGAAGUUAAAGAAAAGGAAUCCAUAAAAAAUGAAGAUAUUGAAAAUUUAAAUAAUGAUGAACGAAAUGAAGCUAACAUGGAUGAUGAAAAGAAGAUAAUCGACAAAAAAAAUAACAAUAGCAACAAUAAUAACAAUAAUGAUAAUAAUAAUAAUUAUAACAAUACCUAUGAUGAUUAUUUUAAAAAUAUGAAUCUAACCAUUCCAAUAACCACAAACAGAAAUAUUAAUCUCUUUGGAUAUUUAAAUUGUAAAGACGAAGAAAGUGAUGUACAUAUACUUAAAAAAAUAUUUAAAUUCUCAUCAAACUUUUCAUCAACUUGUAAUAGUGCUUUCUAUUUACAACCAGAAUUUGAAAAACAUUCAUCAGCACUCUUGAAAAAUCAUAUUAGACCCAAAAAUGUUUUAAAUGUACUAGAUAUAAAUAACGAAGAAAGAAAAUUAAGAUUUAACGCACCAGCUGCUAAAAGGAUGAUUUUAAAUAGUUUAAGCAAUAAUCAUCCACAAAUAUAUUCCUUUUCUAAAUAUAAUCAAUCAAGAAAUCAAGAAAUGAAUCAUCAUUAUCAUAAUCCUAAUCAUUAUUCCAAUGAUCCUAGGUUAAAUAAUGCCUACCAUUAUAAUAAUAAAGUAAGAGAUAAUAUGCAGAAUUAUAAUAAUAGUGCAAAUUAUAAUUAUACAAAGACACCUAAAAAUUAUAAUUAUCAUCAUAAUCAAAAUUUCCAAGAUCAAAAUUAUAAUAAUAAUUUCCCGAACUUGUCACAUAAAAAUAAUAAUAUGUAUCAAAUGCCAAAAAAAAACGUCACAUAUUCACAUGACCAUAAAAAAGAUGUAACUUAUAAUAAUUAUAAUAAUUCUAGGAAUACAUAUAAUAAAGAUAAUACAAAUUACGAAUCCCCAUAUAACGUGUCAUACAAUUCUCAUUAUAAUAAUAAUAAUAAUUAUAUGAAGCAUAAAAAUGAUACAAAGGCUUUCUCAAAUAAUAAUGUAUAUAAUAAUAAUCCCACUAAUAGUUAUCAUCAUAAUAAUUAUAAAAACUAUAAUAAUAAUUAUCAUAAUUAUCACAACGACGGAAAUUAUUAUAAAAAGGAUCCCUACCAUAAUAACAGCACCAAUAAUAAUAACACAACUGGAACUAAUAAAAAAAAUAACUACUAUAAUAAUAGAUCAAUGCCUUAUAAGGAUAAGUAA
Plasmodium adleri (nom. inval.) is the source of this 3807-nucleotide messenger RNA. Its product is annotated as exoribonuclease, putative. Gene Ontology annotation, molecular function: RNA binding; 5'-3' RNA exonuclease activity. The transcript has a single exon. NCBI's taxonomy places the organism in Eukaryota, Apicomplexa, Aconoidasida, Haemosporida, Plasmodiidae. The record is from RefSeq and is a predicted model, not a curated record. The coding region runs from base 1 to 3807 and encodes 1268 amino acids. Gene Ontology annotation, biological process: nuclear-transcribed mRNA catabolic process. Gene Ontology annotation, cellular component: nucleus.